GGUUUCCAUGGAGAGAAGCUGACUGCAGUUGCAAACAAUUAAUCUUGAGAGCACUGUUUACUGAGGGAAAUCCAAAAUUUAAAGAGUUCCACCAGUACUGCAACGAAUGCUUCUGAAAUGUUUAAAUUCAGACCAUACCCAAGAUGAAGUACACAGGAUGGCAGAGAACAUGUAUAGAUUAUACCAAGAUCCAGCAGCUCAACAAGGGCAUCUUCAGCCCAAGUUGGCAAGACAAAACAAAUAAGGGACAUCAAACCAAAGAAAGUAAAAUGUCUAAUGAAACUGCAAUACUGCUGAAAAACAAUGUUAAAGUUACUAACAACAUGCCCACAAUGACUGAUUAAUAAUGCCCUUCUGCUAAAAAAUCUUUCAAUCGUUCAAAAUUACAGUCAACAUUCUAUUGUUAUCCCUUUGUGCCAAAAGCACAUAGCCAUGCAUGCAGACCACAUAUGGAUUUUUAAAAAGUGACACUGAUCAUUCAGAUUUUGCAAACGAACUACAGCUGCAUGUUUAAAAUGCCAUUAACGACAAUCAGUUCUUUGGCAAGAGUCUUCUCAUUUAAUAGUAGUGUUACUAAUUCUGACCUCAACAUAUCAUACUUGUGCAACAGAAGCCUGUGUUAUGAAUCUACUACUUCACCACCACAAGACAAUCAGUCCUAUAUCAUCAGCAUUUUUUUAUCAUGUUUAUACACUGUCUUUCUUUUCCCCAUUGGUUUCAUUGGAAACAUUUUAAUUCUAGUUGUAAACUUAAGUCACUGGAACACUAUGACCAUUCCUGACCUCUAUUUUGUAAACCUUGCUGCUGCUGAUCUCAUCCUGGUGGCUGACUCACUCAUUGAAGUAUUUAAUCUGGAUGAGAAGUACUAUGACAUCACCAUUCUAUGCACUUUUAUGUCUUUGUUUCUACAAAUCAACAUGUAUAGCAGUAUCUUUUUCCUGACAUGGAUGAGUUUUGAUAGAUAUGUUGCACUAGCAAGAGGUAUGAAAGCAAGCCUGCUACGAACAAUGGAACGUGCAAGGUUAAGCUGUGCCUUUAUAUGGAUGUUCUCUAUCACUGCUACACUGCUGCCAUUCAUCACUGUGCAAGCUCAGCAUAUUGGAGAUGUCCACUUUUGUUUUGCAGAUGUUCAAGAAAUCCAGUGGCUAGAGAUAACCUUGGGAUUCAUUAUUCCAUUUUCCAUCAUUGGACUUUGUUACUCACUAAUAGUGCGUGUGCUUACAAAGACACAGAAGAAUCAAGGUCUCAGAUUAAGACGACAAAAGGCUCUUCGAAUGAUUGCAGUGGUUGUUAUAGUUUUUUUUGUUUGUUGGCUACCGGAGAACAUUUUUAUUAGUGUUCAACUACUGACAGACAAAGGAGACUCCAGGUUUUCUGAUGGCAGGUCCUUCCGUCAUAAUUAUCCUCUAAUGGGACAUAUAGUGAAUUUAGCUGCUUUUUCAAACAGCUGUCUGAACCCUAUCAUUUACAGCUUCUUGGGAGAGACUUUUAGGGGGAAACUACGUUUAUAUGUAAAGCAAAAAGCGAGAGGUUCUGGACUGUAUCGUUUUUGUCCUAGUGUCCCAAGUUUAGAUAUUCCUAUCACUAAUGAAACAUCUGAAGCAUGAAAGCCAUAUCUGGCACUUCACUUUGAAUUCAUAUACGCAUGUAUAGAGAUGUUGCUAAUGUAUUUUUGAAAAAUUCAUCAACAUAAUACACAAGAAGCCUAGCUUAUCAAACUGUAUGGAAAUGAUCAAGUAAAAGCAAAGGAAUGUACAGCAUGAAACAGCAGAAAAAUGGCACAUGAGAUAUUGACGAACUUGGGAAUUAACAGCGAAAAAUGAACUGAAGUUUACACAGAAGUCUCAUGAUUACACUGAAAUGACUUUCUAUGACACACAAGAACAUGGAGGGUGCAUAUUAAGAACUAGAAAACAAUGAAGACCAUACCCUUAGUUGCACUACACAUCUGUAUUAAAACAGCUUAAGACAGAAUGCAAAGCCUUGACAAAGUCAGGGUUUAGUAUGCAUCACAAGAUGAAAAAAUGAAUGGGAGCAAAAGAAAAUUAGCCAAGAGUAACUAGGGGAUAAAGGUUCAUGCAAAGAGAGAUUGUGGCUAUGCCUCAAGUUAAAACAGAAAGAGGGAUACUCCACUGUGGGUUCAUUAAACCCAAAAGUACAGUUUUCUAAUGAAUGAUUUAGGAGUAAAACUGGAUGGCUAAAGGAUUACUUUGAGAAGGGGAUGACCUGAAUUAAGAGUUAAAUACAAUAAGGGGCAAAGAAAUUAAACAAUUGUACAAUUAAAGGGUGGUGUAGGAACGGAAUUCACUACUUUUUUGAUAAAGAAAUUCAAGUUUAUUCAUAAAUGUGAAAUAUUUAAUGAGACUGAACAUAUGAGAUGUGAUGAAUGUUCAGGCAUUAAGAACGCUUGGUACCUGCCAGUAUAUAAAGUAAUUUAAAUGAAAAGAAAACAUAUUAUCAAGAAACUUGCGUAUAAACCUCAUUAACCUGUCUUUAUGUGCUUUUAUUAUACUUUUGGCAAUGUCUUUUUCAGUCUGAUGUGGACUAUCUGGGUAUCCUUUUUAAACAUGUAACCAGUUCAUAACAGCUGUUAGUACAGUUACUAGAAUUUAUACAACUUGGAGUAAGACUUCCAACAGUCCAUUAAACACUGCCUCAGUCAAAUGUAUAAAAUGCAAUGAAUCCUUCAGCAAUGUAAAAGUUUCCAAAUCACAGUAAACAUUUCAAACACGA
Molecule: messenger RNA, 2733 nt
Organism: Protopterus annectens (West African lungfish)
Lineage: Eukaryota; Metazoa; Chordata; Ceratodontiformes; Protopteridae
Gene: GPER1
Product: G protein-coupled estrogen receptor 1
Exons: 2
Coding region: 507-1607 (366 amino acids)
Biological process (GO): G protein-coupled receptor signaling pathway
Cellular component (GO): membrane
Molecular function (GO): G protein-coupled receptor activity
Source: RefSeq, a predicted model, not a curated record